Messenger RNA from Pistacia vera, 1246 nucleotides. RefSeq names its product phospholipase A1-IIgamma-like. Gene Ontology annotation, molecular function: glycerophospholipid phospholipase A1 activity. Gene Ontology annotation, biological process: lipid metabolic process. Bases 26 to 1051 code for a protein of 341 amino acids. NCBI's taxonomy places the organism in Eukaryota, Viridiplantae, Streptophyta, Magnoliopsida, Sapindales, Anacardiaceae. The record is from RefSeq and is a predicted model, not a curated record. The transcript has 2 exons.
AAAAAGCAAAACGAAAAGAAGAUUGAUGGCUAACUGGAAGGAGCUUAGUGGUGAGAAGAAUUGGGAGGGUCUUUUGAAACCUCUCAACGGUGAUCUCUCAAGCUAUAUAAAACUCUAUGGUGAAGGAGUUCAAGCUGUUUAUGACUCGGUUAACCAUGAAGAUGAAAGACUUCCUGCUUACCAAAAGGAAGAUUUAUUUUCUAAAGUUUUCAUGGAAACAGACAAGUUGGGCAAAUUAUACACGGUGACAGACUAUUUUUAUGCAAUGUCAGAUGUUCCUUCCUUGGUCGAUGAGAUUGUUGAGGACCAAUCUGCUUGGUUUGGUUAUGUGGCUGUGGCUACAGAUGAAGGAAAAAGAGUUUUAGGAAGGAGAGACAUUUUGAUUUGUUGGAGGGGAACUAAUUCUCUGGCUGAGUGGUUCAAAAAUUUUCAAUUCGAUCAAACAUCAGCUUCAAACAUUUUUGGGAACACCCAUGAUCCACAAGUGCACAGAGGAUUUCUCUCAAUCUACACGUCGCCAAAUAGCGAACCCUCAUCCAAUAAAUUGAGUGCCAGAGACCAGGUGCUGAAUACAGUUAAGAUACUGGUGAAUAAGCCUGCGUACGUAAACGAGGAAAUCAGUAUAACAGUGGCAGGUCAUAGUCUGGGUGCAGCGCUUGCAACGUUGAACGCCACUGACAUAGUUGCCAAUAACUUUAAUAAGCGCACAAGAUCGAACAAAACAUGCAUGGUCACAGCCUUUGUGUUUGCAAGCCCGAAGGUCGGAAACGAAGGAUUCAGGAAUAUAUUCAAUGGACUCAGCAAUCUUCAUCUCUUGCGCAUUGAAAACAGAUUAGACAUUGUUACUGAUCUUCCUCCUUUCGAAAUUUCAUACAAAAAAGUGGGAAUGAAGUUAAGAAUUAAGAGUCACAAGUCAGCCUUAUUCAAUUUAAUGGAUGGGCUUCAACUUCAUGACAUAAUACCUGAGUCGCAUAAUUUGAAGGAGUAUCUCGAAGGACUUACAAAUAAAUCCGUAAAAUCACAGUUGGGGAAGACAAGGAGUAAACUUUAAUUAGUGAGUGAAAUUCAUCUUGGUUCUGAUUUCCUUUUGUGUUUAACUAAAGCUUUGUUUAUUAUAUUGUGUUGUCGGUUUUAUUUGGGACUAGUUCAUUGGUGUUAUCUUUGUUUCCCAAGUCUGUUAUUAUUUGUCUAUUGAGCGGUUUUAAUGUACUAUGUCGUGUGUGGUUCAUUACGUUAAUAAAGGUGC